UUCAUUAAGUCUUCUUAUUACUGCGAUCACUUGUAACACUCGUAAAACAUGGCCACGCCACCGCCCGGAGCGAUCUUUGAGGGAGCGCCACCGGUGCCACCACAACCUCCAGGAACGGACAUGACGGGGAUCUGCUUCAGGGACCAACUGUGGCUAAACUCGUACCCGCUCGAUCGCAAUAUGGUCUUUGAUUACUUCGCUUUAUCUCCGUUUUACGAUUGGACUUGCAACAACGAGCAGCUCAGAAUGCGCUCCAUUCACCCACUUGAUAUCACUCAGCUCUCGAAAAUGACAGGCAUGGAAUACAUCCUGAAUGAAGUUAUGGAGCCUCACCUCUUUGUUAUUCGUAAGCAAAAGAGAGAUAGUCCUGAGAAAGUUACACCGAUGCUCACUUAUUAUAUCUUGGAUGGUUCAAUAUAUCAAUCGCCACAGCUUUGCAAUGUCUUUGCAGCUCGGAUUGGACGGGCUCUGUAUUAUAUAGAGAAGGCUUUUACUACUGCUGCCUCAAAGUUGGAGAAGAUUGGAUAUGUUGAUAAUGAUAAUGAUGGUGCGUCUUUGGACUCGAAGGCUGGUAAAGAGAUUAUUGACUUUAAAGAAGUCAAGCGAAUAGAUCAUAUUCUUGCCAACUUGCAGCGAAAGUUACAACCAGCCCCUCCACCUCCACCAUUCCCAGAUGGUUAUGCUCCACCUGCGACAGCAGAAGCUGAGAAUGGCCCUGAAACUCAGCAAAUAGGAGAAGCACAACUUCCUCCUGUUGAUCCCAUCAUUGAUCAAGGUCCAGCUAAAAGAAUGAAAUUUUGAGGUAGAGCAGCCUUGCCUUAAUUACCUGAGGAUUUGGAAGCAUGCAUGAUCAAUCUUACGGUGAGUUAACAUAAUGAGGAAGUUGAACUUAACACUCAGCUAAUCCCCAUUUUUCGUUAAGACAAUUUCACUAAUGUUCUCUCAACAUACUUCAAAAUAUAUCUAUUUACUCGCUACUAGAAUCUAAUCUAUUCCUGCACAUGAAUAUGCUUUCAAAAUAUCACAACUGGUACUUUUCUCAA
Mangifera indica (mango) is the source of this 1043-nucleotide messenger RNA. Its product is annotated as mediator of RNA polymerase II transcription subunit 6. Gene Ontology annotation, molecular function: transcription coactivator activity. Gene Ontology annotation, biological process: regulation of transcription by RNA polymerase II. The transcript is spliced from 5 exons. The record is from RefSeq and is a predicted model, not a curated record. Gene Ontology annotation, cellular component: core mediator complex; mediator complex. Lineage: Eukaryota; Viridiplantae; Streptophyta; Magnoliopsida; Sapindales; Anacardiaceae. The coding region runs from base 49 to 801 and encodes 250 amino acids.